GUAUCAAAGAACGAAGUAAACAACAAUGGUCAUCUCGUUGUCACCGUCGUUCUCCGGGUCCAUCUCUUCCCGUUCUCCCCUAAACCCUUCUCCCAUAAACCCCCGCCCAAAAUCCGGCGAUCACCUCUCUCUAUCUUCCUCCGCGCUCCAUUUCCGCCCUCUCUCCGCUUCACAAGCAACAUCCAACUUGCUCCCAGUAACCCAAACCAGCCACCAUAGUCGCUCGCUUGUUUCGGCCGCGUUUCCUUCCUUCCCAUCUUCCAACGAUCCUUUGUUCGAUCCGUACUGCAACGUCGGGAUCAUCGUCGGCGAGGGCGAGCCGGGAGAGCGAGUUCUCGGCCGCUUACGCCGCGAGGUCAGCCGGGCUGGGAUUAUACGGGAAUGUAGGCGCCGGAGGUUCUUUGAGACCACUCAGGAGAAGAAGAAACGCAAAUCCCGUGAUGCUGCCAGGCGCAAUCGAAUGAGGCGCCCUCCACCAAGAGUUCAACAGCAGGGUAUAGCUGAAAGUCGGAAAGAUGAGGAGGGUUAUAAAUCAGAUGAAGAUAACUGGGACAUCAGUGAUGUUGAAGCGCCAUAUACUUAAACGUUUCUGGGAAGGGAAAAGUUUCGCCACGCAGGGAUUUGUAAAAUGAAUUUUGUUUAAUGUGUUCAGUGAACCUAUCUUCUAGUAGGAAAAAAAAAGGUACCAUCAUACCAUGAAGGUGUUGAGAUGUUAGGUGUUUUCAAGUAAUAGAAUCUCUUGUCUUUUCCUUUGCCUUGUUAAAUAUGUGGAUGCAAAGAUGCGUCGCUAAUUAAAUAGAAUUUGCUGGUGA
Ipomoea triloba (trilobed morning glory) is the source of this 812-nucleotide messenger RNA. Its product is annotated as 30S ribosomal protein S21, chloroplastic. The record is from RefSeq and is a predicted model, not a curated record. Gene Ontology annotation, molecular function: structural constituent of ribosome. NCBI's taxonomy places the organism in Eukaryota, Viridiplantae, Streptophyta, Magnoliopsida, Solanales, Convolvulaceae. The coding region runs from base 26 to 583 and encodes 185 amino acids. The transcript has 2 exons. Gene Ontology annotation, biological process: translation. Gene Ontology annotation, cellular component: ribosome.